Molecule: messenger RNA, 687 nt
Organism: Physeter macrocephalus (sperm whale)
Lineage: Eukaryota; Metazoa; Chordata; Mammalia; Artiodactyla; Physeteridae
Gene: DCANP1
Product: dendritic cell associated nuclear protein 1
Source: RefSeq, a predicted model, not a curated record
AUGGCUCCAGAGCCUGAGGGCUCAUCCACACUCUGUGAUUCCCUGAUGAAGCAUUUUGUCUUAGCCAUGGACCUGGUGGGCAGUCAGGAGGGGGUUUAUUAUUGUGAACGUUGGCACCAGAAGGCCCAAUAUUCAGGACCGAAGUGCUCCCCAAACUAUGCAUUAGGAAGCAGCAGACCUUUGCCUGCAGAACUGAGAAGCCACUGCCUGAAGACUACACCUGAACAUCCAAGGCUGAAGAGAGGAAGCGCUGGCGGCUCCCCAGAGGCCCCAGGGUGAAGCUCCCCUGCUCCACCAGGGAACCUUUGCCAUAGACCGAGAGUCCUCUUCCUUCCUGGAAGGAGCAAACCCAACUCAGCUGGGGGCCUAUGAGAGGGAGCAGCCCGCCUCCUCCCUGGGGGAGUCUCUGACUUGGUGAAGUCUGGGAGGCCCUCUGGGCCCCAGGAUGGACUGUGCAGCACGCAGGAGGAGGGCAGACCAGAGACAGGGCAGAAGGGAGCCAAGAAACACCCAGCUUGUUUCAGACUCUCUGUUCAUAAAGUGCCCUCCGGAAACUCACUGCCUGCCUCAUACACGUUUCCUAAACAGCAACGCUCCACUCCAUGCAAGCCUCCAUUUUUCUUGGGUAGAAAAGCAUUUAAAUCACCAGACCCCAACACCCACCCCCCGUUCUCGCCCAGCAGUUAG